GUUUCUGCUGUAGCUUCUUUCCUUCUCUUGCUCAGCGUCAGCGUCUCUGAGCUCAAUCACAAUGUCGGAGACCGAAGUUGGGAUCUUUCGAAGCACUUUUUCCUCUUACAUGGCGGAGGGCGAGCGGCUCUACCUGUGCGGGGAGUUCUCUAAGGCCGCCCAGAGCUUCAGCAACGCUCUUCACAUGCAGGAUGGAGACAAGAACUGCCUGGUUGCCCGCUCAAAGUGCUACCUGAAGAUGGGAGAGUUGGAGAAGUCUCUAAAGGAUGCUGAAGAUUCACUGAAGACUGACCCAACCUUCUGCAAGGGAAUUUUACAAAAGGCUGAGACACUGUACACCAUGGGCGACUUCGAGUUUGCCUUGGUUUUCUAUCAUCGAGGCUACAAGCUGAGGCCUGAUCGAGAAUUCAAAGUGGGGAUUCAAAAGGCCCAGGAAGCCAUCAACAACUCUGUGGGAAGUCCUUCUUCCAUUAAGCUGGAGAACAAAGGGGACCUCUCUUUCUUAAGCAAGCAGGCAGAGAGUAUGAAAGCCCAGCAGAAGCCUCAACCUAUGAAGCAACUCUUAUACAGCACCAAGACAGAGACCAAGCGGAAGGGUUCGCUCAAGAGCGAAAAGACCGUCCGCCAGCUGCUGGGAGAGCUCUACGUGGACAAGGAGUAUUUGGAGAAGCUCCUGUUGGAUGAAGAACUCACCAAAGGGACCAUCAAGAGUGGCCUGACCGUGGAGGACCUCAUCAUGACAGGCAUCAAUUACCUGGACACCCGCUGCAACUUCUGGAGGCAGCAGAAGCCCAUCUACGCCAGGCAGCGGGACCGGAAGUUGAUGCAAGAGAAAUGGCUGAGGGACCGUAAACGCCGUCCCUCAGAGACAGCCCGCUACAUCCUUAAGAGCCUGGAGGACAUCGACAUGUUGCUGACCAGCGGCAGUGCGGACGGGAGUCUUCAGAAGGCAGAAAAAGUGCUGAAGAAGGUACUGGAGUGGAACAAAGAAGAGGUGCCCAACAAGGAUGAACUGGUUGGGAACCUGUACAGCUGCAUAGGGAACGCCCAGAUUGAGCUGGGGCAGAUGGUAGCAGCCCUGCAGAGCCACAGGAAGGACCUGGAGAUCGCCAAGGAAAAUGACCUUCCUGAUGCAAAAUCAAGAGCCCUCGACAACAUUGGCAGAGUUUUUGCCAGAGUUGGGAAAUUCCAGCAAGCCAUCGACACGUGGGAAGAGAAGAUCCCUCUGGCCAAAACUACCCUGGAAAAGACCUGGCUGUUUCACGAGAUCGGUCGCUGUUAUCUGGAACUGGACCAGGCCUGGCAGGCGCAGAAUUAUGGUGAGAAGUCUCAGCAGUAUGCAGAGGAAGAAGGGGACAUCGAGUGGCAGCUGAAUGCCAGCGUUCUGGUGGCACAGGCACAAGUGAAGCUCAGAGAUUUCGAGUCAGCAGUGAACAACUUUGAGAAGGCUCUGGAGAGAGCGAAGCUGGUCCACAACAACGAGGCCCAGCAGGCCAUCAUCAGCGCCUUGGAUGAUGCCAAUAAGGGUAUCAUUGAAGAGCUGAAGAAAACUAACUACAGGGAGAUGCUCCAACAACAGACGGGGAAAGAAGAGGACAUGUCAUUGGCUGAGCUGUCAACAUUAGCAAUAGCAAAGGACAAGGAGUCAAAAAAAGGACAAAAUGACACCAUCAAGAUGGUAGAGUCGUGGUCCAGAGAGCAAAUGGGGAGUGAUAAAGAGACAGAUGAGGACGAGGACGAGGACGAGUCCAGGGACGCUCUGCAGAAAGUGGAAGCCCAAAAGGACCAAAGAGUCCCCACCGAAUCAGAAGAGAAGAUGCAGACAGACUCUGACAACAAAGACUCAAGGGACAUCUACAGGAGGUCUUCAGAAUUAGACCAAAACCUCACAGUAGAAUUCAAUGGAAAGGAUUCAGAAGUCACAGAGAAUAAACCUUUAGAAGUCAGCAGAGGAGAGACAACAGUAGGGAAAACAGGAAGCAAAGGGGAAGUGAGAGGCCCUGAAUGAAAUACCGAAUGAAAUCCCGGAGGAUCUGUGAGUGAAAGCUUCCUAGGUAGCCAUGAGCAUCCAGAGGUAGGGGGAAUCACGGCAGAGGUGGGGACUUAAGUUGAAUUUUCAACCGGAGAUUUGUUUGAAGUAGGAAAAUAAAAAGGGGGACUCUG
Messenger RNA from Dipodomys spectabilis (banner-tailed kangaroo rat), 2163 nucleotides. RefSeq names its product outer dynein arm docking complex subunit 4 (gene Odad4). Gene Ontology annotation, molecular function: protein binding. NCBI's taxonomy places the organism in Eukaryota, Metazoa, Chordata, Mammalia, Rodentia, Heteromyidae. The record is from RefSeq and is a predicted model, not a curated record. Gene Ontology annotation, cellular component: cytoplasm. The transcript has 12 exons. The coding region runs from base 62 to 2008 and encodes 648 amino acids.